Penicillium argentinense is the source of this 1491-nucleotide messenger RNA. RefSeq names its product Ergosterol biosynthesis ERG4/ERG24. The coding region runs from base 1 to 1491 and encodes 496 amino acids. Gene Ontology annotation, cellular component: endoplasmic reticulum membrane. Gene Ontology annotation, molecular function: Delta14-sterol reductase activity. The record is from RefSeq and is a predicted model, not a curated record. The transcript is spliced from 3 exons. Lineage: Eukaryota; Fungi; Ascomycota; Eurotiomycetes; Eurotiales; Aspergillaceae. Gene Ontology annotation, biological process: ergosterol biosynthetic process.
AUGAAGCUCAGGAAGGCUUCCAAAGCUAAGGCGCCAGUUCAAUCAGGUCAGGGGAAGCGGGGCCAUGGGUGUGGUAAGCCUCUCGGCGCAUCUGUAUUCAUCUUCGGUCUCUCAACCCUUAUCUACGCCUUCACCUUCCUCUGUAAUGAUGCGUCUGGCUGCCCUGCUCCGUCGCUGCUCGAUCCAUCGACAUUGUCCCUCCAUAAGUUAAAGGAGGAAGUUAAUUGGCCCCAAGACGGUCUCAACGCUUUUUUUGACAUCCAAGUAACACUGUGGGUGCUGAGCUAUUACUUGCUCAGUCUGGUUCUGUUCGUGUUUCUACCUGGUGAGGUGGCUGAGGGCACAGAAUUGGCCUGCAAAGGAAGGCUUCGCUACAAGUUCAACGCUUUUUCUUCUGCCGUUUGGAUCCUCUCUGGUUUAGCUCUGGGCACAUGCAUGUACGGUGCUGAUUUCAUUAUAUGGGUUUUUCUAUGGGACAACUACUUGCAGAUUAUCACGGCAAAUUUGAUCAUCUGCAUAGUCCUCGCAACCUUUGUUUAUGCAAAAAGUUUCUCGGUCCCUGAGCCCGGUCAACCCAAUCCCGAACUAAGAGAGUUGGCGCCGGGUGGCCACACCGGAAAUGCUCUGUAUGACUUCUUCAUAGGCCGGGAGCUGAAUCCGCGGGUACAACUGCCUAUUCCUUUUGUCGACGAAGCCUCACGGACGGUUGAUAUCAAUGUAUGGUGUGAGAUGAGGCCAGGACUGCUUGGGUGGAUCAUAUUGAACUUGUCCAAUAUGGCCCGCCAAUACAGAACGUAUGGCUACAUCUCAAACUCUAUCGCACUCUCGACCGCAUUCCAAACCUUCUAUGUGCUGGAUGCGCUAUACAUGGAACCAGCAGUUCUAACCACUAUUGAUGUGAUUAUGGAUGGAUUUGGUUAUAUGCUUUCAUUUGGACACCUGGUGUGGGUACCCUUCAUCUACAAUCUCCAAACCAGAUACCUUGCGGUUUUCCCAUUGGAAUUGUGCUUGAGUGAUAUUCUGUUAACUUUGACCAUUACCGGUGUGGGAUACUGGAUCUUCCGCGGCGCCAACAAUCAGAAGAACCGUUUCCGUACGGACCCCGACGACCCCCGUGUGAAGCAUAUUCAAUACAUCCAGACAUCAAGUGGCUCUAAGCUGAUGAUUUCCGGCUGGUGGGGAUUAGCGCGCCAUAUCAACUACUUAGGCGACUGGCUAAUGUCGUGGUCGUAUUCAUUGCCCACCGGGAUUGCUGGCUAUACCAUGGUUGAAAGUAUUAACAGCGCUGGCGACGUACAGAAGCAGGCUAUACAGACCCCUGAAGUCCGCGGGUGGGGAAUUGGUUUCACUUACUUCUUCAUGCUUUAUUUCGGUGUCCUCCUCAUCCACCGGGAGGGACGUGACGAAGAGAAGUGCAAGAGGAAAUAUGGCGCCGACUGGAAGCGCUAUACGUCUAUUGUUCGCAGCCGCAUCGUCCCCGGUAUCUACUAG